Molecule: messenger RNA, 3755 nt
Organism: Biomphalaria glabrata
Lineage: Eukaryota; Metazoa; Mollusca; Gastropoda; Planorbidae
Exons: 6
Coding region: 185-3556 (1123 amino acids)
Source: RefSeq, a predicted model, not a curated record
CUGAAAGUAAUUGUGUUAUUAUUAAACAAUAACUUAGCUUUUUGAUAUUCCUUUAUCUCUUGAAGCAAGUGUAAAUAGUUGUACAGUAUGUAGACUUAAAGCGUGCUUUGAAUGGCACUCUUUAGUUAAGCACGCAAAGACAAACAACAGAGACAACACUACAAAAGUUGAAGAUGUAUAUUUCAUGAAACAAUGUUUUAGGGCUAAUGUAGAACCGAGACACUCAUUGGACCAACGCAUGGACAAAGAAGACGGCGACAACGAAAGUAAUAGUGGACAAGACGAGACUACUGACCAACCGAAUGACAGACCCAGCGAUGAUCCUUGCUACAUACACAUGUGUACAACGUCUGCCCAGAUACUACAGAUGCUCUCACAUAUAGGUACGUCCACACCUGUGCAGGUGAUUGAAAUAGAGAGCCUGAGUGAGGAGUGCGAGUCCAGUCCUUCUUCGUCUCCGUCCUCGGUCAGCUCAUCAACUCCAACCUCGAUAUCAGACGAAGCUAAUUACGUCAUAUGGGCGGAACCUAUUAUGACCUGUCGGCUAGUGCCGGCCAAAAACAACUGCACGAGCGAAGUUCGAAGAUUGCCACCUGGCCAUAGAAAUGUGGCUAGCACAACGCACUCUGCAUCAACUACUACUGGAGAGCCCAGGAAUACACUGCCCGGUACAUGCUUUCAUACUGAAGGAACAAUUACUGUUAAGAAAAGGAGUCCAAACGCUGGCACCUCGACUGCGAUAUUCUCUGAAGCCUUAAAGAAAAUGUCGAAAGCCGCAGACACUAUCAGACAAGCCAAGAACGUACUAUCUGCAUUGACUGUCAACAACAACAAUGAUCUUAAUUCAGUGGCAGAGGAUGACAAUCAAAACGAAGGACAUUCAGCAAAAGACGCCACAUCGGAGCACGUGACUCGUACGGGUGAAAGUGUUUCUCUAAGCCAGAGAUCCCAAAGAGAGAAGGGUGAGUCAGAGAUGGAAAACAAAUUUCCGGAACCAAUUUUGGUCAAAUCUUGCACAGACUCUGAAAGAUCUAUAUCGGUCAAUACCGUAUCCAGGGAUAUGCACACUAUGACAAUGGGAGACUCAGGAAUGUCGACGUUAAACACCAUUGCUCACACGGCUUUUUCCCAGCCAAUAAACCAAAGGAACGAAAGGAACACUAGACUGCGGUCCACUGCACUUCCUUCAAGAGCGCCAUGGUCAUCAAACAUGUUCGACUCGGACUACCAGGCUGCUCGCAUUGUGCGCUAUCCUCGAAUAUUUGGCCCAGGAUACAGGCGCUUGGGGGAAACCACAGUGAACGAAGAUAACAGCCAGAAUAAUCCGAAGCAGUGUCCCGGAAAGGGGGAUAUGGUCCAGUCUCCGGAGUCUUCUAUCUCCCAGAAGUCAACACUUAAUGUUGGCAUUGGUUCUUGCGCACGCGAAAGUGAAAUCGAAAGGCGAUUAAACCUAAAGAGUAAUAUUCCCUCCGCGACCAAGUCCUGUUCAACGACCAUUCGAAACAAGAUCACAGUGGUCGACUUGAAAACGGCCUUGGACCUCGCUAUACGCAACCUAGAGAAGAAUGAGAAGUGGAAAAGUUAUAAAAAUAAUAUGCAUGCAGGAACGGAGGAUAAUUCAAAAGUUAUUCCCAAUUCGCUUAAUUCGUCUCCCCUGAGAGGACUUACCUUGACUUCUUCACAAAAUCAGCGCCAAGGAAGUAGUCGUAGCUUGACUCCAAGGGAAAAUUCUGCUUUUCAACCAGUCACGGCUACUAAUGAAAACCUGAAACCUAAAAAUGAAGACGCCCUUUCACCCAUGCGUUGCGUAGAAAUUAAUCCAAGUCUAUCAAGAACUAAUGAUUGGGACAAGUAUAUUAUCCCCAUUUCGGAUAUUCGAUCUAGCAUAUAUACGAACAAUGGCGAGACUGCUAAGGAAUCGCUACCACAACCAAUCUCAAAAUCGCCUUUAGUUUCUUCUAAGCAGAAAAAAGUUGAUUUUUUAAUUCCUUUGGCAAAAGAGAUUGGCUCUUCGUGUCCAAAUACCGACCAUUGGGAGUCCGAGAAAAGCUCCUUUAGGAACCAGAAAUCUCCCAUGGAAAAAAGUACCAUAGAUGAGCAAAGGGAAAUAAGCCAUACAGAUUGCAGCGAGAGUGACUCAGUCUUUAUAAAGCUAAAGACAUAUUUUAAGCCCAUAGGACAAUUGUCUGAGGACGAUGUCAACAGUUACCAAACUUAUACACGGAAAGACGCUGACUCGGACAGCUAUUCAGGCGGAACCCCUCUUGCUAUGCAAGAUGAGGAUAAUAUGUCUGAUAAAUUGGGCCGUGGACGCGAUACCUAUUUGUCUAAAUUAACUCCGUUAUUGGAAAACGGCGCCGCUGAUGAAGAUCAAAACGUGGCUACGGAUGAUGGUCACCUCGAAGGCAGUGAAAUACAUGAGCAUCGAAGAAAAGACAUACCGAUUGAUCUUCUAGCGCCCCCAGGGUUUCAUCCGCGCAACAAAACUGACGCCCUCGAUACAGAAAAUUGUGAUGGGGACGAAAGGCUGAAAGGAAGCUCACACUGUGUACCCCAACCUGAAGAGAGGACAAUAUUGACUGCUUCGCCAACGAAAAGGUCUCCGAGGGUUUCAUGUAGUCAUUUAUUUGAAACAAGUCCUGCCCUAUUUCUUGGAGAUACUAGCAUGUUAGACUCGAGCAAGGAAGCAAGUGUCACAUGCGAUAAGGUAUUGAAUAAGAUAGGUAAAGAGAGAAUCAAAGAAAAGAGACUCGGCGAGAUAACACCAAGGAUUAAUAAAGAUUGGAGUGAGGCAGAUGUUGCUGCUAAGGAAACAAACUUCUGGGACAUAGUCCAACCAAGCGUUGCCGCCAUGGAUGCUGAAUCUCAAGAAACCGAUGACGAUUCAGUGUCGGUAACUGUUAAGUCAGUUUCUGUGAGUAUUUCUACAGCUAACCUCUUACCAACAUUUGAGUUCCGUAGCAGGACCCGACGACCGCAUAGGAAAUAUUUUCACGAUAGGCACGUCUCGGAAUUUUUCCAUCCUUGGGAGAUUGAGCUGCUGAAUGAACCAUUUGUGAUCCAGUCUUCAGAGCUCCUCACACGUGACCAAAACGUGUUGAAAGAAGUAGUCAAAUGUGAGGUCAUCCAAGAGUCGGACGAGAUUGAGACUAUUGAGCUGGUCGAUGAAACUUUCAACCGCGCAGACGAUAAACCUAAGGCAAGAAUUUUUACUACCGAGUCUGGAAACCAGUUAAAAUCUAUCUUGACUAGAAAGCAACAAAAUUAUCAUAUUUCGGAUCCAAAAAUGAUCACUGUUUCUGACGCUGUUAGCUUCGCUUAUCACGAAACUUCAGAAGAGUGUGAGCCGGAGGUAUUGAAGAAAGUGAAAUUCGAUAUGGUGUCAUACGUCUCUCAGUCCAAUGACGGAACAUCUUUUGUAAAUCAGCCUGAGUCGCUUCAAGUUGAAUCCCAGAAAGAAGACGCUUCCGAAGACCAGAAAGCGAAAGCAAAACGAGAACCAAUCGGAGUUAGAAUCCGGAGAUUUUUCAGGUCCUGUCUAAGGUUAAGCAAAUGAUUUGAACCACAAAUUGAGGGACUUAACAAUACUUCUAGAAUACCUUUUACCAGUAAUUGAAAAUGCGAGUCAGCGUUUAUUUGAAAGGACUUAAAAUUACUUGUAAACUUAUGUUGGACUAAACUGAGAACACUGACAAAUAUAUACACAUAUUUAGAACAGUAUGUAUUGUUAGUUAAUUUUCUGAAUAUACAUUGUA